Acipenser ruthenus (sterlet) is the source of this 3303-nucleotide messenger RNA. RefSeq names its product epsin-3-like. Gene Ontology annotation, molecular function: clathrin binding; phospholipid binding. The record is from RefSeq and is a predicted model, not a curated record. Gene Ontology annotation, biological process: endocytosis. The transcript is spliced from 11 exons. Gene Ontology annotation, cellular component: plasma membrane; clathrin vesicle coat; endosome. Bases 689 to 2695 code for a protein of 668 amino acids. Lineage: Eukaryota; Metazoa; Chordata; Actinopteri; Acipenseriformes; Acipenseridae.
AGCAAGCAGGUCCUGUUUGCAGCGUGCCUUCCUGCACACCCUUCCCUGACUAUGCAACUGCUGUGUGGAAUGUUGCUCGCUCCCUCCCUUCUAUAUCUGUCUUCAGCAGCUCCAAGCUAUGUUUCUGUUUGCACAGUGAUACGUACGAAAGACAACUUUUCGCAGGCAGCGACCGUGGGGGGUUUAAUCGUUCAAAACAUAUUCAUCUGGAAACGAGGCUGAAGCUGCGACUUGAAGGCCGUGUGGCUGGACAAUAUAUUUAUACAUCUUACUGGAUCUGCGGGUGAAAAAAGGCUGCAAUGGGGGGGAUAAUGGUCAUAAAGUUGCCAAUGGAAUGAUCAGCCUCGCUGAAUAGCAAUUUAGGUCACAAGGUCUGAUUGGAGUUGUACCGUUGAUCUGUACCAGAAAGCAACAUAUUUUAUUACUCUGUACUGCUAUAUUAAUAUAGAAAAGCCAGGUAGCCACCAUCAAUUCUGCCACCUUUCAAUGCUGAAGACAAAUGCUGAAAAGUGUAAGGUAUUUGGAAUAAUAGACCCCCCGUUAAGGACAUCGUCUAAAAUAUACCAAAGACUGUAAUCUAAAGCACCCCCCCCAAAACGUCCUAAGGGAGGGAGAUCCCAUUGAAAUCUGACAAAAAAAACAAGCAAUUUUUUUGGCUUUUUCGGGGCAAGCAGCAGCGGCCGGCAGCAUGACGACCUCAGCCCUGCGACGGCAGGUCAAGAACAUUGUCCACAACUACUCGGAAGCAGAGAUCAAGGUGCGGGAGGCCACCUCCAAUGACCCCUGGGGACCGUCCAGCUCCCUUAUGUCCGAGAUCGGCGACCUGACCUUCAACGUGGUGGCCUUCACCGAGGUCAUGGGCAUGAUCUGGAAGCGGCUCAACGAUCACGGCAAGAACUGGCGCCACGUCUACAAAGCCCUGACCCUGCUGGACUACCUCAUCAAGACCGGCUCCGACAAGGUGGCCCACCAGUGCAAGGAGAACGUCUUCACCAUCCAGACCCUCAAGGACUUCCAGUUCGUAGACCGUGAUGGCAAGGAUCAGGGCAUCAACGUGCGGGAGAAGGCCAAGCAGCUGGUGGCCCUGAUGCGCGACGAGGAGAGACUCAAGCAAGAACGUGCCAACGCUCUGAAGACCAAGGAGCGCAUGUCCGCCGUGGCCACUGGGAUCAGUAGCAGCAGUAGCCAACAGGUCAGCUACCCCAGCCGCCGCUCCAGCCAGCCCACCAUGUCCUCGCUUUACGGAGAAGAGUUUGGGAGGUCACGGGGUUCCCCCACAUCUUAUAACUCCUCGUCCUCUUCGCCCCAUUUGAACUCUGACCUGGAACAGGCCCGCCCCCAGACCAGUGGGGAGGAGGAGCUACAGCUGCAGCUGGCGUUGGCCAUGAGCCGAGAGGAGUGUGAAAAGCCACAGCAGCCACCACUCUCCCCAGCAGUUGAAAUCGAUGAAGACACCGACCUGCAGAUUGCUCUGAGCCUCAGUAAGGAGCAACACGAGAAGGACAAGCGCUCAAGGCAAGGCGAUCAAUCUCUGCAGCAGAAGACCCUAGAGGAGAGCGGGUUGGAGAGUGAGGACACUGCUCUGCAGGGAGAGUCUGCCCUGCUCGAUCUGGUGGACAUUUUCGGCACCGUGUCUUCAGCACCCCCUGCUGAAGACCCGUGGAAUAUCACUGCGACUGACGGCAAUGACCCCUGGGCUGAGCCCCAGACCAGCCCUCCACCCCCAGCUCUGCCUGCCUCUGACCCCUGGGACACCUUCGGCGCGAGACCCGGCACUCCGGCUACAGGCAACUGGUCAGACCCGGCGACAGCAGUGUCCAGCGCCCCAUCGCCUCCCUGGCCCUCCAAACCCUGGGACUCCGGCCAGCCCCGUGCUGACCCCUGGAAGACUCCAGCCAGCGCCCCCAGCCCCACUCCCAAUGACCCCUGGGGCUCGCCUGCUCACACUGCAGGUGGCCCAGCGUUUGACCCUUUUGCAGAGCUGUCUGAGCCCAGGGAAGAGGAAGCUAGAGAGCUCAACGGGGCCGUCGCUCCUUCCUCCACCAAAUCCAGCAGCCCUGCAGAGCUGGACCUGUUUGGUGAGCUGUUUCCCAGCACCCAGAUUAAUGGAACAUCCAGUCCAGACACAUUGGACCUGAAGCGGCUGGGAGACUCGCUGGCAGAGUCCAGCCUGAGGAACUGCAGAACUCCUGAGUCCUUCCUGGACCCCAGCGCGGCCUCCCUCGUCAACCUGGACUCCCUUGUCCCUGCCAGAGCGCCCGUGAGCAAAAACCCCUUCCUGUCAGGAAGGCCCCAGGGCAGAGUGCAGGAAAUGGGCAAGCCCUGCUACACUCCGGAGACUAAUGGGGUGCACAGAGAGCAGCACAGCAGGUUUAUCACAGGGGGUCUGAGCACCCCCUCUCCCACUAACCCCUUCCACUCUGAGCAGCCUCGCCUCACCCUCAAUCAGAUGCGUACUCCGUCGGCCUCCCCCCAGCCUGGCUCCUUGUCCUACAGCACCUCCCUGCCUCUGCCGCUGAGCAGCCUUCCUGCAGCCAUGAUCCUGCCCUCCUCCCUCACCCAGCCGCCAGCCUCGGGAGCGCCCGCCUUCGCUCCUCCUCCGGGUCUCUUAGACAUCCCCGGCAACCUGCCUCAGCCCCUGCUGCCCAUGGCCCCGCAGCAGCCUGGGGCCACUGGCAGAAACCCCUUCCUAUGAACUAGCCUUGAGGCUUGACUUUACUGACCUGGGAUGGAUCGACUUCUUACCUGGACAAUCACGCAGCUUGGAGUUUUAUUUAUUUUAUUUUCUGCAUUUUAACGAGGCAUUUUACAAAGAACGCGCAAGGCAUGCCCCCCCCCCCCCCCCACACCUCUAGCCAGCCGCCCACCCCUGACAUAUUUCAUAUGAUGGUAUUUUAGGGCAGGGCAGUUAUUCUCUGUGCUCUUUCUGUGUAACCCACCAUGAUUUUAAUAGACAGAAAGGGCAGCACAUGAGAAUGUUGUUGAGUUAUUUAUUUCAGCUUCCUGAUAUAGCUGGCACUAUACUGAACCUUGCAAUGUGGCAAACAUUCCAGGGAUCUUCAGAUCCUCCCCCACCUUCGUCGGAUAAUCAGUUGGUUCCAGAAGGCUGACAGAACUGCUGCUGGUGUUUUUAGUAUUGACUCUGUUAGCAGUCCAGAAGGUUUUGGAUGUAAAUGGCACAAGAAAGAGUUUGCCUUUAACUGUAGAAUGACCCAUAUCUUAAAGAAAUGAUAUACCAAUAAACAAAAGAUUGUAUAUGCACAACUACAAUUUGGCAAUAAAUUAUCAAAAGGUUUUAUUCUA